AUGGCUAUCUCGCGCCUCUUCCGGCAGAAUAACGGCUCCGCCGUAGUCUUCCUCGGCGUUGGGAUUGUACCUCUCCUCAUCGCCCUGGGUCUCAUCCUCGCCGCUCCGCACUCCGCCCUGGCGGCGCCUUGUGACCCCCAGGUCUCCGGCUACGGGCCUCCUACCUCGCCAGACACGGUGGACGCACUCCACGCGAACUUCGUCUAUGGGGCCACCGCGAGCAAUGCUCCCGUCCCGGCCGGCUACUCGGUGUUCGAUAAUAAUGGAAAUGCCCCGUUCGGAAUCUACGGCACCUGGAUGCCCAAUACGAACUAUUUAGGCUGGCGUAACCUUCAGAGUUACGACCCAUCCAACUGCUCGGCCCUUUGCAACUCGACUUCGGCGUGUCGGUCCUUCAACAUGUUCUUCCAGCGCUCACCGACCCUGGAGCCGAGCUGGAUUCCCACCUCCCCUUGCUACAACCCCCCCUCGACCGUCGAGAUCAUGUGCACCUUGUGGAACACCAACAUCACCGUGUCGGCCAUCGAGACCAGCUUUGGCUGGCCUCGUGGCGGAUUCAACGUGUCUAUUGUCGCAUCCAAAUAUUACAACAAGAAGGGAUCUUAA
Molecule: messenger RNA, 606 nt
Organism: Diaporthe citri
Lineage: Eukaryota; Fungi; Ascomycota; Sordariomycetes; Diaporthales; Diaporthaceae
Exons: 5
Coding region: 1-606 (201 amino acids)
Source: RefSeq, a predicted model, not a curated record